AUGGAGACACAGGCUGUGCAGCGGGAGCUGGAAACCCUUCUAAUCACCAAGAUGGCUCAGACCACUCCCUUGCCAGGGUCCCUGGGUCCAUGGAAGAUAACCAUCUACCACCAAGAGAACUUCCAGGGCAAGGGGAUGGAGUUUACCAGCUCCUGCCCAAAUGUCGCUGCUCAGUUUAACAAUAUCUGGUCUCUCAAGGUGGAAUGUGGAGCAUGGAUUGGUUAUGAGCAUACCAGCUUUUGUGGCCAACAGUUUAUCCUGGAGAGAGAAGAAUACCCUCACUGGGAUGUCUGAAGUGGGAGUAAGCCCUACCACAUUGAACGUCUCAUGACCUUCUGUCCCAUCUGUUCAGUUGCGAGUCUGAAAUUUUCACUUCUGACCUUCUUUCAGAAAGAAAACUUUAUUGGGUGCCAACGGGAGAUCUGUGACGACUACCCCUCCUUACAAACCAUGGGUUGGUUCAAUAAUUAAGUUGGUUCCAUGAAGAUACAAUGUGGAGCAUAAGUAAAAGGAGGUUGAGUUUGUUGCCAGUAUCCUGGAUACCACGGGUAUAUCUUGGAAUAUGACCAUCAUGGAGACGACUAUAAUAAACUAGAGUGGGGUUCUCAUGCCCAGAUUGCCCAGAUUGCAUCAAUCUACCGUACCCCACAGUAGUGGACUGAAUGCUCCUAGUAAGAGAAUUC
Messenger RNA from Talpa occidentalis (Iberian mole), 683 nucleotides. RefSeq names its product crystallin beta A1 (gene CRYBA1). The record is from RefSeq and is a predicted model, not a curated record. Gene Ontology annotation, molecular function: structural constituent of eye lens. Gene Ontology annotation, biological process: visual perception; lens development in camera-type eye. Lineage: Eukaryota; Metazoa; Chordata; Mammalia; Eulipotyphla; Talpidae.